This is a messenger RNA of Phycodurus eques (leafy seadragon), 3002 nucleotides long. RefSeq names its product mitotic arrest deficient 2 like 2 (gene mad2l2). The transcript has 8 exons. NCBI's taxonomy places the organism in Eukaryota, Metazoa, Chordata, Actinopteri, Syngnathiformes, Syngnathidae. The record is from RefSeq and is a predicted model, not a curated record. Bases 269 to 901 code for a protein of 210 amino acids. Gene Ontology annotation, cellular component: zeta DNA polymerase complex.
UGUCACGUCAUUGACGUGCGCAGCGUAUGAUUGAAUAUUCUCGCGAACGCAACCAGCGGGCAAAUCACGGAUGUGGGCCGUGAAAUAUAGUUUUGUUGUUGUUUUUUGUUUUUUUAAAUGCGUGUAUUCAUUUAGUUACAUUUAAAAGUCGUCUUCUUAAAUCUGAGAUUUACUUCACUUUGCGUUCUGAACCCUGGUAUGUAGCUGGGGUUGACAGCGACGAAAAAUAAAAAGCAAGCAUUUUCUUCACGUCUCCAUUGUUGGAAUCAUGACGACCUUAACAAGGCAAGAUCUCAAUUUUGGACAAGUGGUUGCUGACAUUUUGUGCGAGUUCCUGGAAGUUGCCAUUCAUCUCAUCCUGUACGUCCGUGAAGUUUAUCCCUCGGGAAUAUUUCAGAAGAGAAAGAAGUACAACGUACCUGUGCAGAUGUCUUGUCACCCUGAGCUCAACCAGUACAUCCAAGAUACACUUCAUUGUAUAAAGCCGCUUAUUGAAAAGAAUGAUGCCGAGAAGGUGGUUGUCGUCAUCAUGGACAAGGAGCAUCAUCCAGUUGAGAGAUUUGUGUUUGAGAUAUCUCAACCGCCACUGCUCUCGAUCAGCUCAGACACUUUACUGUCUCAUGUGGAGCAGCUGCUGAGGGCAUUCAUUCUUAAGAUCAGUGUGUGUGACGCUAUUUUGAACAAUAAUCCACAAGACUGUUCAUUCACAGUAUUAGUUCAUACGAGAAAUUCUGCCACACGCAACAUGGAGAAGGUUCAAGUCAUCAAGGAUUUCCCAUGGAUAGUUGCUGAUGAGCAGGAGGUCUACAUGCAGGAGCCCAGACUCAUCCCACUGAAGACCUUGACGUCCGACAUAGUGAAGAUGCAGCUGUAUGUGGAGGAACGAGCCCAGAAGAUGUAGCAGGAAUGAGCGACACACAAGGCCAAGUUGAUGGUACAGGCGUGAAGAAUGAAACGUUCCACGAGCAAGUACUGUAUAUCAUAUCUUUAAGUCACCAGUAAGCUUGGACAUGGACUAGAUUACAUUUGCAACACCAAUAUUUCUCAUGUUUUUGUCACAUGAUAGUCUUUUUUUAAAUCGUUGAAACUUCAAAUUCACCAAUUGUUUAUUUAAAUUUCCAAUGCCACAGUGGCACAAUAUUCAUACUCAAUGGAUGAACCCUCGGAGUCUUGACAGUUGCGAAAUCAGGAGCAAAAUGUUUCUUUGUCAAUAAAUCAGUGGAAAUGUCAGAUGUAUUCAUUCAUGAUUGAAUUGCUUUGUGAUUGUCCCUUUUCUGUGGCAAACUGAAAAUGACAAUUGCGAUAGAUUAUCCAAAAAGGCCUUUUCAACUAUUGCGGGUUCCAUCAGCAUUUAUGCACGUAGUAUCCUGUCACGUAUCCUAUGAUGUAGACGGACACCAGUGCGGCCAGAGCCGCGGCAGCCUUGACUGCGAUGCCAGUGUUGCCGGUGCACAUUCUGUUGUAGAGCCUGAAUGUAACACAACAAAGAACAUUAUCUUAACGCUGACUCUCUGCAUCCAUAACACGUAUAGCGUAAUCAUAGGAGUAUGAUUUCAAACUGCACACGCAAACCGCUAACUCCUCGUCGCUCAUGCUUGCACACACGCACAACACUGAAAAAAGCUCUGGGGCGCUCAGAAAGUGGAAACCAAAAAGUACGAGGAAGUGGUUUAAAACAAUUCAACUCUUCCGUAGCUCAGUAGUAGCUCAUCAGUCCGCGGAUCGCGCGACAAACUUUUAUGGAGCAUCUUCCGCGAGUCCUAUCAACCCAUUGGGAAUUGGGACAAAAACAGGGAAUAGAAACCUACCGAAAUUAAACCACCGUCCCGUGGUGCCUUGACUUACGAGUCUAAUUCGUUCCGUGACCAUGCUCGUAACUCAAAACAGUCAGAUCUCAUUCAAAUGAAUUGAAAUGCCAUUAAUCCAUUCCACUUAUGCUCAUUCUUGUAUGCGUGCCUUGGCCACAGGGGGGCAGUAUACUACAGUCAUACAGACACAAACGGAAGAGUUUCACAACUAAAUGCCUCAGUAAGCUGCAGUAAUAUUUGUCGUUUUUUGGCAUUAAGCUAGCGGAUAUUCAAAGUGAUGUGGUUGUUUUAAAGUUUAAUUCUCUUUGUUUUCCGUUGAGUUUGACAGUAAAGUUCGACUGUGAGUGACAAUCGCGAAUAUUUCACCAUGUGCCAAAAUGCUGCCACCAUCUAGUGCUCGUAUCUCCAUUUAUUUUGCUCACACUUCAUAGCAAAAAAAUCGAGCAACGACUGGUAAUUCGAAAAAGUCGUAAGUCAAGGUACCAUUGCAACCGGAGUGGUUAAAAUGGGCUCAAAAGAGCUUUAUUUUGCUUGUCAUCCCCUUGCCUACUGGCAUCGUCUCCAACUACAAAACCCGAUUCCAGUGAAGUUGGGAUGGUGUGUAGCACAAACAAAAACAAGAAUACAAUGAUUUCCAAAUCCUUUUCAGUCAUUUAAUGUUAAAACUGAUAAACUUGAGGUUUUUUUGUAAAUAAUCACUCAUUUUGAAUUGGAUGCCUUCAGCACAUUUAUAAAAAAAAAAAAAAAAAAAAAAAAAAAAAAAAGCUGGGACGGGCAACUUUACCUUCACCUUUCCAUUUAACAAGAAUAAGGGUUUGGGAACUGAGAACACUAGUUUUUGAAGUUUCGUAGGUCGAUUUCUUUCCCAUUUUUGCUUGAUCAUGUAAAACUCCAGUUGCUAAACAGUUCUGGGUCUUUUAUUUGUAUUUUGUGCUUCAUAAUGCGCCUCGCAUAUUUUCAAUGGGAGACAGGCCUGGACUGCUGGCAGGCCAGUGUAGUACUGGCACACUUUUACUACCAAGCCACGCUGUUGGAACACAUCCAGAAUGUGGCUUCGCAUUGUCUUGGGCGUCCCUGAAAAAGAUGUUGCUUGGAUGGCAGCAUACACUAUGUUGUACACAUUCCUCAACUUUCCCAGUCUUUUGUUGCCCCCGUCCCAGCUUUUUUGGAACCUGUCACAGACAUCAAAUUCAA